CAAGUACAUUGAACAGCAGCAGCUGGCUGUGUGAGAGCGUUAAAUAUAUAACGAUAACUGGUGUCUGGCAUUGCAUUGGAGCCGGAAACGGAAGCGGAACCGAAAGAGAUAGAGAUAGAGAUAGAGAAAGCGAAAGCGAAAGAGCAGCAACUAGUUGGCUGGCUGUCAGUGCGAACUGCAGGCAACAAAACACGGCAACAACGGCGGCCAGAAUUUUUUCACGUUUGGAUAGUGUCGAGGAGGUGCAACGCAGUCGCAGUGGCAGCGCUGGUGGAAUAACACCCGGCGGUGGUGCAGUGGCAGCCUCAGCGGUGGCAGCGGGUUCUCCAGCCAGAGCUGGCCAGCAAGUGGUUCAGCAGCAGGCUCAAGGCGGCGGCGGUGUGGGUGUGCCUGUGUACGGUGGUGUGGGCGUGGGCGCAGGCGUAGGCGUUGGACUGGGGCCGGGAACAGGACUGGGACUGGGUGUGGGUGUGGGAGUGGGCAAUGCGGGUGGAGCACGUAAUCGCAGCGCCAGCACAAUACUCGAGCUAAGUCACAGCAAUCCCAACGUUCACACGCGCAAGUUCUCCAGCGUCAGCGGCGUCGUUCCCGGACUUGUCGCUGGCGAUGUGAAUGGCUACGGCGACAACACGACAACUGCAAAAUGCGAUACGUAUAACGGUGUCGGAGUCGGUGCUGGUGUCGGAGUCGGUGUUGGUGUUGGUGUUGGCGUGUCUGGCAGAAACGUGCCGCAGGAUCGAAGCUCAGGAGCGAUUAAUGCACCGGUUACAACGGCCAACAGCCUGGGAGUUUCAUUGCGCGAACGUUUGUCCAUUAGUGCGGCAUCUGGUGUGGCAGCUGGCGAGCAGUUGGCGGCAAGUGGUGCAGCUGCUGGUGGUGCAGGUGGUUCGGCGCCAACGAUAGGCGCUGGCAGCGUGCCGCAUUGCAAGCGUCAGGGCAGCUUCUCGAAUGUAUUCUCAAAGCUAAUCGAUGGUAUGCCCGCUGGCACAAUGUUCGCCAAGUUCAAAAGCGCCAAUGUGGCGGCCUCCACAUCCAUGCAGAAUGUCGCCGAUGGCAAUCCCAUUACGCAGUACUUUGAGAUUGGCAAACCGGUCGCCUGUGCCGGGCCAGAGCUCAUCUGGCGCAUACACGAUGGCUAUCGCAAGAGUGACAACAAGGAAUGCUCCGUGUUUAUAUUCGAGAAAAAAGUGGCUGAGAAGCUGCACAAGCCGCGUCGCAAGGAAACCAUUACGGAACUGUUAAAGAGCUCAGUGAAGACAUUGGAACGCUUUCGUCAUCCACGGAUACUACAAAUCUAUCACACGGUCGAGGAGAGUGCGGAAACUUUGGCCUUUGCCGCCGAGCCCAUUUUUGCCAGUCUGUCGAAUGUGCUGGCUUUUCAUGAGUCGAAAACGUAUGAGAAUGCCAAUGUGGCACCUGCAACGGGCGGGGGCACGCCACAAACGCAACCCGCACCGGGAACACAGCCUCAACGGCCGGCGCAUGCAAAGGAAUACAACUUUUUGGACAUGGAGCUAAAAUAUGGAUUCUUACAGCUAACUGAGGCAUUGUCCUAUUUGCACUAUUCCGGUCACGUAAUUCAUCGAAAUGUGUGUCCAUCCUCUAUACUAAUAACUAAGCGAGGUAUUUGGAAGCUCGCCGGCAUGGAGUAUGUGGAAAGAAUGAAUGAGACUGAUUUGAAUAGCUCAAUUCCGUGUCCACCAUGGAGCAACAGGGUAUCAAAAAUGGCACAGCCCAAUCUGGAUUUUAUGGCACCCGAAACGCAAUCGAGCUCCAAGUGCAGCCUGCUCAGCGAUAUGUUCUCAUUGGGCAUGGUCAUCUGUGCGGUGUACAACAAUGGACGUCCACUUAUACAGGCCGGCAAUUCCACAUCCAACUAUGCCAAACAAGUGGAAACGCUGGAUGACCAUAUCCACAAGUUGAUGCCACGUCUACCAAUUGCCCUGCAAGAGGCAACAUCCCGCAUGGCAAGUCGAGAUGCGACAGCUCGACCCACAGCACAAUUGCUGCAGUUGAUCAAGUACUUUAUUGAUCCGGCUAUAAAUGCGUUGAAAUUCCUGGACGUGGUCAACAUGAAGGACACGCAGCAGAAGUCGCAAUUCUAUAAGACCACCUUGAUAGAGGCCAUGCCGCUGAUACCUCGCAAACUUUGGUGGCAAAACCUUUGGCCCAUGCUCAAAUCUGAGAUCAACAAUGGCGAGGUGCUGGCCGCGGUUCUACAGCCCGUCAUGCUAUUCGUGCAGGAGGCCACGCACUCGGAAUACGAUGCUCUCAUGUCGGCCACAAUGAAAAUCGUCUAUAAUACACCGAAAUCUAUACAGGCGAGCGUUACGAUACUUGAGAACUUGCAUUUGAUUAUAGAGAAAACGAAACCCGAGGAUGUCACCACAGAUAUAAUGCCAAUGCUAUUCUUCUCAUUUGACGGCUCCACAAUACAAGUGCAGAGCGCCGCUGUUGUGGCUGUGGCGAAUGUGUUUGAUAGCAUCGAUGAGUUGUCCAUACGCCGCAUGGUCCUGCCAAAGGUCAAACUGGUGUUUGAGAAGAACAUAACGGAUCCGAAGAUAGUGCAGAAUGUGUUAAUGUGCAUUGAGCGUGUCAUGGACCGUAUGGAGCGUGCACAGGUUAUGGAGGAGGUGCUGCCAUUGCUGGCAAAUGUGCGGAUACCAGAUCCAGAUAUUAUCAUGCGUACUGUGCGCAUCUACCACAAACUGUUUGCGGAUAAAUCCUAUGGCUUAACUGUGGAAACGAUGGCCACCAAUGUCCUGCCCCUGCUCAUACCGCACACCGUCAAUCCAGCGCUCAAUUUCGAGCAAUACUGCUAUCUGCUCGAGGUGUUGCAACAGAUGCUGGAGGCAAUUGAUCGGCAGCAGCGCAACAAAUUGAAGCUGGACAAUCUGUCGAUGGCAUCGCCGGAACGUCAUCGUACGCUGCGACAUCAGUUCUCCACGGAUAACAUGAAUGCGCCGCCAUUCAAUAUACCCAAUUUACGCAUUGAUCAGCGGAAAACAUCCAGUGCCGAGGACAUGGCACGCAAGAAUUCAGGCGGCUCUGGCAUGCUGGGUGGCUGGUGGUUCGGCUGUUCGCCAUCCUCGCCGGAUAGCAAUUUCCUGCGCGUUGGCAAUGUGUUUCCCAAUCGACGGCUCUCGGACAACACGCUGAUGACACCAAAGAUACGCAUCGCACCAUCGUGCGCCUCAUCCCCGGGCGGUACACCGGGCAGCGGCCUUCCCACCCGUCGACACUCGAGCAUUGGACCCCAGGAGCGACGUGGCUCCACCAUCAAUUUGUCACCGCCAACUUACGGCGCUCGCGGUAGCUCCGGAUCGAGUCUAUCGGUGCCCUCCACCUCAGCCUAUGUUAAAUCUCCUUUAUUGUACUCCCAAAAACAGGGUGGCUCCAUGCCCAACACAUCAAGCAGUGUACCAUUUCUGUUAUCGUCCAGUAUGCAGUCGAUAAGGUCACGACGUACAUCGACGGUGUUGUCAUCGGGUCCACUCGGCUCCGGUUCGGGAAUAUUGCAACAGUUGGGAUCCGGCAUGUAUCAACUAUUCUCCGGACGUAAUUAAAACAAAAAUUUCGAAA
Messenger RNA from Drosophila innubila, 3582 nucleotides. It is a transcript of the gene bma, whose product is annotated as SCY1-like protein 2. Gene Ontology annotation, biological process: protein phosphorylation. Lineage: Eukaryota; Metazoa; Arthropoda; Insecta; Diptera; Drosophilidae. The record is from RefSeq and is a predicted model, not a curated record. The coding region runs from base 975 to 3566 and encodes 863 amino acids. Gene Ontology annotation, molecular function: ATP binding; protein kinase activity. The transcript is spliced from 19 exons.